This is a messenger RNA of Diaporthe citri, 903 nucleotides long. RefSeq lists its product as uncharacterized. Lineage: Eukaryota; Fungi; Ascomycota; Sordariomycetes; Diaporthales; Diaporthaceae. Bases 1 to 903 code for a protein of 300 amino acids. The transcript is spliced from 7 exons. The record is from RefSeq and is a predicted model, not a curated record.
AUGUCGACAGCCGAGCAGAACUUUGCGCGGACGAUCCACACUGCAGCAUGUCUGAUAAUUGGUGAUGAGGUGCUUGGAGGCAAGGCACGUUCUAUCCUUACCGAGCUCAAUUCGGCCACCAAAGAUAGCAACUCGAAUUAUAUGGCAAACUUUUGUUUCCAAUUGGGCAUUCAACUCAAGAGGAUCGAGGUCAUAGAGGACGAUGAGUCGGAGAUCGUCGAAGCCGUCCGCAGGAUGAGUGACAAAUAUGAUUUCGUCAUUACCAGUGGUGGCAUUGGGCCGACGCAUGACGACAUCACCUACCAGUCCAUAGCCAAAGCUUUCGGGCUGAAGAUCAAGCUGUACGAGGAGGCGUACCAAAGGAUGAAGAAGCUGUCUCGGCCCCACCCAUCACAGCCAGCCUUCAACUGGGAUGAGGACAGUCCUGCCAAGAAGGCGAAGCUCAGAAUGGUCGAGUUGCCUACAGAGGACUCCGUCCCCCUCGAGAAGCAGUUCCUGUUCCCGCGGGAAGACCUAUGGGUGCCUGUUGCAGUAGUAAACGGCAACGUUCACAUCCUGCCUGGAGUGCCCCGUCUUUUUGAGGGACUGCUGGAUGGCUUGAAGCCGCAUAUUCUACCACGCCUGGUUGACCCUGAGGGCAAGGGCAUUCAUAGAGUGCUUAUAUCGACGCCAAUGGCCGAGAGUGCCGUGGCCACCUACCUGACCGAGCUGGCGACCAAGGUCGAGCCGCAGGGCGUCAAGGUGGGGUCUUAUCCUCGAUGGGAGAAGAAGAGAAAUACGGUGACUCUGGUCGGCAAAGACAGGGCGUACCUGGACAGUAUCAAGGAUGAGGUGGCUCAGAACGUCAAUGGACGGGUCGUGCAGGUUGAAGGCGAAGACGAUGACCUGCCCGACGCCAACUGA